AACAUCGUCACCAUCAUCUCAACCAGUUGUCCAACUUCCGUCGUCCUCCCGCCGAACGUCUCUCCCCCUCGCAACAAUCUAUAGCUUCCCGAACCGUCUUUGGGAACCGCCGAACCGCAUACCGAACAUCGAAUCCUCGUCCCUUCAAACAACUUAGUCGACCAUCAUGGAUGCGCUUGUCGCAAGGUACAGCCGUCCGGCUUACCAGCAGAAUGAGCUCUUCUCGGAAGAGGAACAGCAAGAUCUUUGCGAAACCCAGCCUCCUCUGUCUCUCAAGUUUGCCAUGCCUCCAGUAGCUCAUCCCUCCUCCUGGCUCCGCGCCGCAACCGACGACCGCGCCAACCCUUCGUGCCCCAUCAAGAUCGCCCACGGCACGACCACACUCGCCUUCCGGUUCCAGGGCGGCAUCGUGGUGGCGACGGACUCUCGCGCGACCGCCGGCAACUGGAUCGCCUCGCAAACAGUCAAGAAGGUGAUCGAGAUCAACAGCGACUUGCUGGGCACCAUGGCGGGCGGCGCAGCCGACUGCCAGUACUGGCUGGCGUGGCUGGGCAUGCAGUGCCGACUUCACGAAUUGCGGCACAAGCGCCGCAUCAGCGUCGCGGCGGCCUCCAAGAUCCUGGCCAACCUGGUGUACCAGUACAAGGGCAUGGGCCUGUCCAUGGGCACCAUGUGCGCCGGCGUCACCAAGGAGGAAGGACCUGCGCUUUACUACAUUGAUUCGGACGGCACCCGGCUGGCGGGUAACCUGUUCUGCGUUGGGUCUGGUCAGACUUUUGCCUAUGGCGUCCUGGAUGCCGAGUAUAGAUACGACCUGACAGUGGAAGAGGCGCUCGAGCUGGGCAGCAGGAGCAUUUUGGCCGCUACACAUCGUGAUGCUUACUCUGGUGGCUUCAUCAAUCUGUACCACGUCAAGGAGUCGGGAUGGGAGAAGCACGGCUUCAACGACACAAACCCCAUCUUCUGGAGGACCAAGCUGGAGAAGGGCGAGUUUAGCAACGUCACCAGCGACUUCAACGAGGAUGAUUCAACCCGCGUUUAAGAGAGGAAGAGGAAUGAGGGACAGAAAGUAGUGAUCAUGGCUUGACUGCCCUGGGACUGAAUGGACGGAUGUCAGUGAUGCAGGGGCACUUGGCCAGCAGCAUACUACACAUGAUGAAGAAACGAUAUGAACAACGAAUGGGUCCCCAUAGCAUUCUAGAUUCUUACAGCCAAUGUGACAUUGGAAUGAAUCAGCUCGACAAGGCCGUAUGCCUACCUUAUACGUAUGUGAAAUCAUUG
This is a messenger RNA of Neurospora tetrasperma FGSC 2508, 1281 nucleotides long. Its product is annotated as proteasome component PRE2 precursor. Bases 167 to 1042 code for a protein of 291 amino acids. Gene Ontology annotation, molecular function: threonine-type endopeptidase activity. The record is from RefSeq and is a predicted model, not a curated record. The transcript is spliced from 2 exons. NCBI's taxonomy places the organism in Eukaryota, Fungi, Ascomycota, Sordariomycetes, Sordariales, Sordariaceae. Gene Ontology annotation, cellular component: proteasome core complex.